AUGCGGAAGAAGAUGCGGAACGCGACGACAGAACGGAAGACCAUUCCAAAAGAAGACUUGCAGAGGUGUUUCCAGCAGUGGAAAGAUCGGUGGUCUAAGUGUAUGGAAGCACAAGGGCCUACUUUGAAGGGGAUUAGGGUCCGAAAUCUGUCAGGUCAGUAUGGCAAGUAUGAAAUAAUGGACAUGCAAAAACAGCUUCGAAAGGACUUCGGCGAUAUUGUGCGGGUCAGCAAAAUCCCUGGCCGUAAGGACAUGUUGUUUCUCUUCGACCCCAAAACUGCGGAAAAGAUGCUUCGAAACGAAGGAAUUUGGCCAAUUCGAGAGGGUAUAAAAACAUUACAUUACUACCGUACAGUGUUGAGAAAGGAAAAAUAUGAAGGUGUUCUUGGAACUAUUACAAGAAUGCGAGAUCUUCGAGACGAAAACAUGGAGCUUCCUGCGGGAUUUAUAAAUGAACUCUACAAGUGGUCCUUAGAAUCAAUCGCCCUGGUGGCGCUGGACACGCGACUGGGUUGCCUGGCGCCCAACCUCGCGCCGGACUCGGAGCCGCAGCGCAUGAUUGAUGCAGUACAGGUAAUGUUCGAGGGGUUUUAUAAACUCGACUUGCAGCCUUCCUUAUGGAGGCUCGUCAGCACUCCCAUGUGGCGGCGAUUGGUUCACGCCUUUGAUUACUUCUAUGAUGUUGCAGAAAAGUACGUCGAUGAAGCAGUGGCCAAGCAGAAAACGAAUCCAGAUAAGGAGCCCAGUAUUUUAGAACGCCUCAUGAAGGAGGAUCCGCGCGUCGCAAAAGUCAUGGCUUCCGACAUGCUCUUCGGAGGAGUGGACACGGUGAGGCAAUUAAUCAAAUACCAUUUUCCUCUUAUGCACAACAGAGAAGACUACAAUACUGAGAUAACUAAAUUUCUGUUACCAAAAAACGCACAUAAGCUACACUAUGUCGCCCUCACACAUAAUGAUCGACUCCACUUUCACUGGUGCGUACUGAAAGGACCAGCCAUUUUACUGUGUUUAAUAAUAUUUUUAUUGCUACCUUUGGAUCUACAGACGUCCCAUUUGGCAGCGUCCCUUCUCUUCCAUCUAGCGAAAUAUCCGAACGUUCAACGGAAAGUGGGGGAAGAGGUGCGCAGAGUCCUUCCGGCCAAACGAAGCCCCGUCACAGAGGACGCCAUGGAGCAGAUGACUUAUCUCAAGGCUUGUCUUAAGGAAUCGCUCAGAGUAUUUCCCAUAGCCAUGGGCAACAUACGAGAAACCCAGAAGGAUAUAGUUCUGAGCGAUUAUCAAGUUCCUAAAGGAGUGGACGUGUUCCUGUGCCACAUGGUGAUGAGCCAGGACGAGCAGCACUACCCGCGCCCCAUGGCCUUCGAGCCCGAGCGCUGGCUGCGGGGCGGGCCCCAGGCGCACACGGCGCACCCGUUCACCACCAUGCCCUUCGGCUUCGGGCCGCGCACCUGCGUCGGACGGCGCUUCGCCGAGCUCGAGGUGCUCACGCUCGUCGCCAAGGUGUUGCGGAACUUUUGGGUGGAAUAUCACCACGGAGACCAGAUCGAAUUCUCAUCCAGAAGCAUCAACACUGUUACUCUUCCUUUGAAGUUCCGACUGGUGGACCACGAGUAACGUGCCUUCAUCAAAAAACGAAAUCUCUAUAUUGAAAUAAAUCAUGAAUACAAGUAGAGACAUAAAAGUGUGAAAUAAUUCAAUAUCAAAAAAAAAAAGCGUUGAAAGAAGAACAGUUGUUACGAAGAUAUAUGUAAUGUAUAUAGAAAUUAGUAAUGCCUUGUAAAUAUUGCAAAUAUUUUCAAAAAAAAUCAACAAAUCUAUAAACAAUACUAUUUCUUUUCGCCCGACAGUACAAACGUGUUCUCUCAUGCUAAUUCUGUAGUACAGAGAUUCUCAGAGCGCGGGACGCCUAUGGUGUAAGUUCAAGGGAGAACCAUUUCCACGGGGAGAUAAAAAGGUGAAAUUAACAAUUUAACUUCAAAGAUAUUACUGUUUCACGUUUUUUUGCAAUAAGUAUUCACACUCGAUUGAUUACAACAGCAAAAAUUGCGAGCCCAUUUUUCAACAUUAGAACCAUGCUCUUUAGUGAACUUGGUCCAGCUUUACGAUACCCUCAGAGGAAAGAAUUGUCGACUGAGUAGCAAGCCUUGUAUGCACUGCUCACUCACUUGAAGGUCGGAGGUAAUUCUUAUGGAUCUUGAAAUGGACCAGUUAAUUGGUAAUUAGACACGACAAGAUGGGAACUGUAUCAGGAUGCUCUGACACCUCAAAAUACUUAUUUUCAAGAGCUUGGACGGCGAAAUGUAGACGCGGGUUGUCCUGUAUAUAAAAAUCGCAAUUUUUUGAAAUUUAGGAGUGUUCAAUAAAAAUGGAACCUGCGCCAUAAUUUUUAGCUUUUUUUCCGCACUCACGGACAACACAACAUUUAACAAACAAAAAUUGAAGUCAUUUUUAAGAAAAUUUGGAAACGGUUGUUGAUACUUUAUGUACCCACUCCACAAAUUAUUUAAUAUACAAGUUAAAUAAUAAAUUAUACAGGUGAAUGCCAUUAGAAUAUGUCUGUCUGUGGUUGGCUUUUCUCUAAAAUUGAUAUUCCCCAAUCGAUCUGACUGAUGUCGCGACCCUUCAAUUUGAAAUCGAAAUUUUAAUUAUAGGG
Molecule: messenger RNA, 2653 nt
Organism: Gryllus bimaculatus (two-spotted cricket)
Lineage: Eukaryota; Metazoa; Arthropoda; Insecta; Orthoptera; Gryllidae
Source: the annotation of a GenBank genome assembly